Danio aesculapii is the source of this 2319-nucleotide messenger RNA. It is a transcript of the gene fosaa, whose product is annotated as v-fos FBJ murine osteosarcoma viral oncogene homolog Aa. The transcript has 4 exons. The record is from RefSeq and is a predicted model, not a curated record. Lineage: Eukaryota; Metazoa; Chordata; Actinopteri; Cypriniformes; Danionidae. Gene Ontology annotation, cellular component: nucleus. The coding region runs from base 1145 to 2215 and encodes 356 amino acids. Gene Ontology annotation, molecular function: DNA-binding transcription factor activity, RNA polymerase II-specific; RNA polymerase II cis-regulatory region sequence-specific DNA binding. Gene Ontology annotation, biological process: regulation of transcription by RNA polymerase II.
UAGAGUCAUAUUAUCGAGACUUAUGCUUUGGUGUUUCAGAUUAUCUUCAGAUUUGAAUACACACACUGCUCCACAGGUAAAUAAACCAUAUCAUUUCCUUGAAGCCUCAUUGAUUUAUCUGUUGUGAAAUAUUCAGUGUUAUUGAUGGGCAUAUUUAAUAAAGCGAGCAUGUCUCUUUAACACAUCAACACGGGCUGUGUGGAAAACGUGCUGAAUACAUAAGUGCAUUGCGUCACUGAGCAUCACGCUCUUAACAUUUUGCAGGAUCCUUGUAGAAAGUGUGUCCCUGAUAUAAAGGGAUCAUAACUUACGCUUUCCUAUUGAGUUUCUGCGCAUUUGCAUGACUGCGAGGCGACUGAAUGAGAGAAAAACCCAAACGGCGCAGCACAGACACAUGUUCAACACUGGAAUCCCACCACGUAGUUAUCCUUAUAUGGACAUUUUCCUGUUUGACACUGUUACGUCACUGCAUGACGCGAGAGCAGGUGCAGACGCUGAAACUGAAGGGGUCAUGAAAUAAGACACGGUGUAUUGCAUAUGCAUUUAAUUAUAUCCCACUGCAAAACGGAUUGAAUUAAUACAUCUCGAUCAAUAAAAAGAGUUAGGCUUUAUUUUCCACAUCACUGUCUAAUUUUAAUAAAUAUAACAGCUCAUUUACAUACAAAAAAAACGUAAUUUAAUUAAUCUAUAUCAAAUAUGAGCCUCGGUUUGCAUGAAAUGAUCAGUUUUUUAAAUAUGUACAUAAAAAUAAUACAUUAUGCGUUUUAGGGUCUAUCAGAAUUUUAUGAAUGAACAUGUCGAAGAGACCACUUUUAUCCGUCUCAUAGGGGUUACUGAUACGCCGCGCGCAGCUUUAAUACAGCAACGCCAAUUUAAUCAAACACAUUUUUAAUUAUGAAUUAAAAUGUAACCAUCAUGUGCACGCACGUGUUCUGAAAGCUUGUUUCCCCCCAGUGUCUGUACAGGCGCUCCCCGCGGGAGGAAAUGGUUCGGUCCGUUUCAUUCAUAAAAUUCAGACGACUAUAAAUAGGAGCUCGCGGAGCUGAGUGUCACUUGCCAGGUUUAUAAACCUGGAGAGAGCGACUCUAACAUCAAGAAGCGAGGCGUCUGGAUCAUACAAGCUGGAAUUUAGUCGGAAUUAGAAAUGUUCCCGAGCAAAGAGAAGACUGAGCCGGACUCCCCAUCCUCUUUGGCCGGGGAAACCCGCCCGCACAAACCGAUGGACAGCAGCAGCAGCAGCAGCAGCAGCAGCGCGCAGGGCGAGUCUCCGGGCGCGUUCGUCCCGACGGUCACCGCGAUCUCCAGCACCCCAGACCUGCAGUGGAUGGUCCAGCCGACCAUCAUCACCUCCGUGUCUCCGUCCCAGGGCAGAACCGACAGCAAUGAACCGGCGAAGAGCAAACCGGCGGGAAACAAAGCGAAAUGCGCUGCACGGAAGAGCAAGAGCGAGCAGCUCUCUCCUGAGGAAGAGGAGAAGAAGAGGAUCAGGAGAGAGAGGAAUAAAAUGGCUGCAGCGAAGUGCCGCAACAGACGGAGAGAGCUCACCGACACCCUCCAGGCCGAAACAGACAAGCUAGAAGAAGACAAAGCUGCCCUCCAGGCUGAAAUCGAGAGCCUCCUGAAGGAGAAGGAGCGGCUAGAGUACGUCCUGGCCACUCAUAAACCUCUUUGCCAAAUGCCCGAAGAGCUGGACUGCUUGUUUCCUGAGUCUCCUCAGCCUCUUCCCGCUCCAGAAACAUCCAGCAAACUCCCUGAGGACAGUCCGCAGGAUGGCACCUCCCUGCAGGACCUGGAGAUCCCUACGGUACCAUCCAGCGCCAUUUCUGGGAACUCCAACAUCCUGCUGUGCUCCAGCGCGGAGGUCAGCUUGUGCGACCUAGAGCCGUCUCUGGAUGUCAGGGACGAGCUUCUGGCCGGCGGCGGGGAUGAGGACCGUGUUUCGGCUCGCUCUGUCCCGGACAUCGACCUGAGCGGCUCGCUGGGCAUCACAGACUGGGAAACACUCUACAAGUCGGUGGCCAAUGAUCUGGAGCCUUUGAGCACCCCAGUGGUGAGCACUUCCACCCCCACCUGCAGCAACUACCUGUCCGUGUUUACCUUCGCCUGCCCCGAGCUGGACUCCCUGGCCGAGGGACUGGACGUUUGUAAAGGUGGCGUGACCAAAGCAGAGUCAAGCGUCGAUAUCCUCAACUCUCCAACCCUUCUUGCCUUAUAAAUGUACAUGAAAAAGGUCUUUGCACACUGAAGUUCGAAAUUUUCAUAUGCAUUUCUUCGUAUCUGAAAAAUUCGUCAUGCACACAAAAUUGCAGAGUCUGAUGC